AUGGCGGAAGCACACUCAGCUGUUGCCUUCACAUUUAGUAUUACCUCAGAAGGACUUGAUGUUAAUGUCAACAGAGAUGUCUUCAAUUUGAUCUUCCAAAGCGGUGUCAUUGCAUGGAAGAAACGAUUAGGAAGACUGAAGAACACAUUCCGUAUUGGUAUCUAUCCAGUAACUCCUCUUGGAUUAGUGACAAUCAUUGUGACAGUUGCUGCUUUGAAAUUUGCUGGUUGGGUUCCUCCUUUGAUAAAUUUUGAGCCAUUCUUCCAUUUUUGGCUUGGAAUAUUUCAUCCUAAAGUAAGUCAAGUUUUAGAAAGUCUUCUUUAUGGAAUGUUUAUUUGUACCAUGAUGACCAUCAUCCUUCGUUCCACCCUGAAAUUACUCUUCUAUUACCAACAAUGGAUCUAUGAAGUUCGAAGUAUCAUAACGUGGAAAACAAAAAUGUGGCUGGUUUUUAUAAAUGCUUUCAAAUUCAUUGGUCAUAAACCCUUAUUGACCAGUUUUCAAGGUUUGCUUCCAAAGUUAUCUGUGCCUACAGUGGAAGAUACAAUGAGACGGUACCUUUGUUCUGUUAAGCCAUUGUUAAGUAAAGAAGAUUAUAAACGCAUGGAAGGUUUGGCUUUGGAGUUUCAAAAUGGGAUUGCCAAGAAGCUGCAAUUUAACCUAGUCCUCAAAUCUUGGUGGGCAACAAAUUAUGUGUCUGAUUGGUGGGAAGAAUUUGUCUAUCUUAGAGGCCGUUCCCCAAUCAUGGUUAACAGCAAUUUUUACGGUGUUGAUGCAGUUCUCUUAAACCAUUCUGAUAUCCAAGUAGCUCGAGCUGCUAACCUUAUCUACGGCAUGUUACUCUAUCGACGCAAACUAGAUCGACAAGAACUGAACCCUAUCUUAUUGAACAAAAUAAUCCCUUUAUGUUCAGCACAGUAUGAACGCCAAUUCAAUACAACUAGAAUUCCAGGAAUUGAAAAAGAUACUCUUGUUCAUUACAAAGACAGUGACCAUAUUGCCGUUUAUCAUAAAGGUCGAUUCUUCAAAGUUUAUAUUCGUUAUGGGGGCAGGUUACUUCAGCCAUGUGAAAUAGAAGUAAUGUUACAAAAGAUUGUGGAUGACCAUACACCACCUUGUAAAGGAGAAUUACAACUUGCUGCCCUCACAGCUGGAGACAGGGUGCCAUGGGCCAAAGCACGUACUGAAUUUUUUAGCAAAGGAAAGAACAAAAUUGCUUUGGAUGCUAUUGAAAAAGCUGCUUUUUUUGUUACCUUAGAUGAUGAAUCUCAUUCAUAUGACAUGAACAAUCCCUCCAAACUGAAUGAAUUUAGUCGUUCAAUGCUGCACGGUAAAGGCUACGAUCGCUGGUUCGAUAAAUCUUUCACUUUGAUUGUUUGUGCCAAUGGAAUGGUUGGAUUUAAUGCUGAACAUUCAUGGGCAGAUGCUCCAAUUUCAGGUCAUCUCUGGGAAUACGGUCUCAGUGAAGAUGUUUUAAACCUUCGGUCUGAUGCACCUAUCUCCAGUCACCUUUGGGAAUAUGCUAUUCAUGUGUCUACUAGAGAAGGAUAUACAGAAGAUGGUCAUACGAGGGGCACUGUCACAGACCCCCCUCCCAAUCCAAUCAAACUUGAAUGGGAUAUAUCAGAAGCUUGUCACGAGGUGAUCAAAACCAGCUUAGGUGUAGCCAAGGCUCUCCUCAAUGAUGUGGAUCUUUACAUUCUUUCACAUACUGCCUAUGGCAAAGGCUUCAUGAAAAGCUGUAAACUCAGCCCAGAUGCCUAUAUCCAGAUUGCUCUGCAGCUAGCCUAUUUCAGAGAUGCUGGAAAGUUUUCUCUGACUUAUGAAUCUUGCAUGACCCGUCUCUUCCGUGAAGGCAGAACAGAAACUGUGCGAUCUUGUACUCUUGAAUCUACAGAAUUUGUUCAAGCUAUGAAUGAUAAAAAUAAAACAAAAAAAGAGUGCAUCAAAUUGAUGACAAAAGCUGCUCAAGUUCACCAACAGUUGUACCGGGAAGCCAUGACAGGAUGUGGUAUUGACAGACACUUGUUUUGUCUUUAUAUUUUAUCCAAAUACUUCCAUCUGGAUUCUCCCUUCCUUAAUGAAGUACUUAAUGAACCUUGGAGACUUUCUACAAGUCAGACUCCAUAUCAGCAAACAGAUAAACUGGACCUAAAUAAAAAUCCUGAAUAUAUUUCUGCUGGUGGUGGCUUUGGACCUGUUGCUGAUGAUGGCUAUGGUGUCUCCUAUAUUAUUGCAGGCGAAGAAGUGGUUUUCUUCCAUAUUUCUUCAAAAAAAUCAUGUCCACUCACUAAUUCAGAACGAUUUAGCAAAAAUAUUGCCCAGUCACUAAAAGACAUCAAAGAUUUGUUCAGUGAAGAUUGA
Molecule: messenger RNA, 2364 nt
Organism: Acanthosepion pharaonis
Lineage: Eukaryota; Metazoa; Mollusca; Cephalopoda; Sepiida; Sepiidae
Source: the annotation of a GenBank genome assembly